Trichoderma atroviride IMI 206040 is the source of this 1137-nucleotide messenger RNA. RefSeq lists its product as uncharacterized. NCBI's taxonomy places the organism in Eukaryota, Fungi, Ascomycota, Sordariomycetes, Hypocreales, Hypocreaceae. The record is from RefSeq and is a predicted model, not a curated record.
AUGGCUUGCAACCUAUCCGAGAGUAAACAGCUCGGCUCAAUGGCGGAGAUGCAACAGCUUAAUGAUAACCUCCUCUCACUAAAGAUUGCGGAAGAAGCGCAAACCGCAUCGCCGUCUUCAUGUCUUACCGACUCGCCGGACCAUUGGGAUUAUAAUGCUGAAGGAGACGGUGCACAAUCACAAUGGAGAGAGUUCAAUAGUUUCAUGGACAAAAAGGCUAGGACACGUCCUUAUCCGAAAUAUCUAUACCGAGCGCAUGUUCACGGCCACCCGUUCCCUCGAUUGCCAGACGUUUUCGAAGGAGAAUAUAGUGAUAGCUUCGGUUCUGAUCUUCAUCUUUGGUGUGAAGAUGACGCACAGACGCAAAUGUUCAUGCCCAUAGGCGACCUGAUGGAUAAUUAUACUGUCGAAGACUUGUUUUGGCACCUAAACCUUCAUCUUGGAAAGACUUGUAUCAAUCUCCAGCCAAAUUCCCAUGGCGAGCAACCGUUCCUAUCUCCCCUUGUCUCUCUUAGCGGCGACUUCCGUUGGACAGCACAAAGAAUCUGUCGGGUUGGUAGGAUGAUAAGCAAAGACAGAGACCAAAUGCCUGGCUUGGCCAUCUUUAAAACAUCAAAUAUCAACCCUAGUGGGGUACGUGUCUAUCGGGUAGAAGAUAUGCUUUCAUUUUUGAACACAAGACUCGCAGAGAGCUCUGUUCAUAUUUCUUCACAGCGCCAGGGCUGGGCUAAAAAUGCCGAUGAAUAUGUUUGCUGGAGCCUUGUCCCUCGAGAUGCAUUGGCUGCCUUUACUCCAUUAGCUGAGCUGAUCGAGACAUCGAAUGGCGGAGACGAGGCUUUCUUGACGAAAGGGUUUGUGGACUCCAACUACCUCGGCGAUUUCAGGCAGCUUUCUCGAGUACAUCCGGUACAUAUCUCUGUGGAAGAGUAUGCAGAAAGAGCAUCAAGAUUUAUGCACAACAUCAUUGCUAAUGUUUCGUCUUUGGAGGAAGCGAAGCAGCUGUGUAUGGAUAUGGAAAGGGUGCUGUUGAACCCCGAUAUAUGGGGCUACGGGGUUGCCAAAUCUGUACAAGGCUUGGACGAAACAAUCUCGUCGUCCCUGGAAAAGGUACUGGAAACGGCUUUCAUGGUAAAAUGA